Molecule: messenger RNA, 1131 nt
Organism: Alternaria triticimaculans
Lineage: Eukaryota; Fungi; Ascomycota; Dothideomycetes; Pleosporales; Pleosporaceae
Exons: 4
Coding region: 1-1131 (376 amino acids)
Source: RefSeq, a predicted model, not a curated record
AUGGCAAACAACACGCUCAACUACACAGGCCUUAUGGCUUUGAUAUGGAGUCUUUACGGCGUGUCAUUCGUCUUAACAGCACUAAGAGGCUUCCUGCGAUGGAAGUCUCAACGCAGACUUUUCGCUGACGAUUACUUCGUCUUCUUCGGCUUACUCUCUCUGACGGCGCUCUCCGCUGUUAUCACAUGUCUACUACCGCAGUUCUUCUUGGCGCAGACAUACAUGACAGCGGCCAUAUCAGAUCCGCUCACGCCUAUGCCACUGCCUGCAGACGAGUUCGUCGAGAGAACGCGUACCUCACUGAAGUUCAUGUUCAGCCAGAUGCUGCUGUUUUGGACUACGCUUUGGGCUGCCAAAUUCUCGAUCCUCUUCUUCUUCAGGCGUCUGGUGAUAGGGCUACCGGCAUACAUGCGCGCUUGGUGGGUAUGCUUUGUACUAGUACUGCUCCUAUAUCUGGCAUCAAUCGCCUCCAACUUCUUAACCUGCCGGCCGCUGUCCAAGUACUGGAGUGCAACUGGAUGUAGUGACCCGGAAGACCUCGUGCGAGCCGACGCCUCUAUCAAGUUCGCAACCAGCGCCGACGUGGUUGCCGACGCCCUCAUCAUGCUCCUUCCUUUGAACUUGCUGCGCAAACUACAAGUUUCGCCUCAACAAAAGUUUGGACUUGCCGUCAUUUUCUCGCUAGGUACCAUCAUCAUCGCUUUCGCUUUCGCACGACUUGCGCAAGUCACCAAGGCCACUUCCAACCCCGAUCCGGCUACACUUGCUGAUGGCCCGGUACUACUUAGCAUGUGGAGCCACAUCGAGUCAUCUGUCUCUGUCAUAGUCGCUACGCUACCAGCAUUCAGAUACCUGCUCAAUGGGAAGAUGGGGCGAACGCGACCCGGUCCGUCUGCGCCGCCAGUAUACGGUUCAGCAGAACCAGCGGCGUCGGGUCCACCAAGUAAAGUACGUCGUGUAUUUAGUGGGAAUAGAUGGAGUCACAAUACUGGUCUGAGAUUACCAAGCAGUGAGCAAGGCAGGAAAGCAAGCAACGACUGGGGCAGUGAGACGGAAUUGAGGCCAAUGGCUGGUAUCGAGAAACAAGUUGACUUCACUGUUGAGAGGGAGUUGGUGAGCUCGCAGAAAUAG